CUGUGGCAGACACUGUCCGGCACGAAGGGAAUAAGUUACUGCGUCUCCAGCAAGACCGUUACCGGGCACAAACCUUGUUGUUGUUCAUCUUGAUUAUCUGAACACGGACGAACGGUUAUACACAGGGUGAACAUGACAUUAUUUUGUCAUCAACUUUUCAUCCUCCUAUGGAUUGUUGUCACAGUGUUGUCUUUUUCUUUAGGGGGGGAGUCCAACACCCAGACUCCUGGCACACACGGCAGUCCUGGGCCCACAGAUACAUCCAUGACCCCAGGAGAUAGAUCCACCACCCUCUUAUCAACAACGACCCCAGUCUCCACUGAACUCAGCUCCGCCACCACAGACCGAGCCACCACCACCCAGGACCCCUCAACUGUCCACCCUAGCACUGAUGGUACCUCACCCACAACAGCAGCUGUCUCUAAAACUAAAGAGGUCUCUACUACGACAGACCUGACCUCAACUUCUGAUACGACAGAGUCUACAGGCGCAGUCGUCACCACUGUGACAGAAACAAGAACUAUCCCGUCGGUCAGCACAGCAGAGAUGACUUCCUCCCUCAAGACCUCAGCGUACACUGUCACGUCCCCUGAGUCGACGGAAAAAGACAGUCAAUCUACAGACAGUGGCAUGACAACACCCACCACCACAGGGGUCUCUCCGUCUACCACGGAACGUGCCGGAGCCUUCUCCUCUGUCACCACGGAGACAGGCCGUACCUCAAACACAACUCCAGACAUUGUCCCAACCAGCAGUACCAAAGAGCCAGGCACACAUGAAACAACAGCUAUCAAUACAGCUACCACAAAUACAGGUACCAAAGACAGUAAGACCACAGGUACAGGGAUCACAAAGUCCACCAUCCCACCAACUGGUCAGACCUCUCUGUCUUCAACACGCCCCUCCUCCACUACAAAGGGCCCUGAGACCUCUCUCCCAGUAACAGAGGGUGGUACCCUGUCUUCAACACGCCCCUCCUCCACUACAAAGGGCCCUGAGACCUCUCUCCCAGUAACAGAGGGUGGUACCCUGUCUUCAACACGCCCCUCCUCCACUACAAAGGGCCCUGAGACCUCUCUCCCAGUAACAGAGGGUGGUACCCUGUCUUCAACACGCCCCUCCUCCACUACAAAGGGCCCUGAGACCUCUCUCCCAGUAACAGAGGGUGGUACCCUGUCUUCAACACCGCCCUCCUCCACUACAAAGGGCCCUGAGACCUCUCUCCCAGUAACAGAGGGUGGUACCCUGUCUUCAACACGCCCCUCCUCCACUACAAAGGGCCCUGAGACCUCUCUCCCAGUAACAGAGGGUGGUACCCUGUCUUCAACACGCCCCUCCUCCACUACAAAGGGCCCUGAGACCUCUCUCCCGGUGACCGAUGGCGCCACGUCCUCAACCCCCACAGCUACCAUUACAGGGAGCCCUCAUACAGACAAAACCACUGGAACACAGGGGACUACCGAUUCUACAACCACAGCUGACACUCCAGCCUUGCCCCCCACCUCCGGCUCUUCCUCCAGCCCACCCUCUCCAGUCUCAACCCAAACCCCAGGCAGCAGCACUGAGGCCCCCAUAGACACCUCCACCACCACCCCUGCCACCUCACACACCAUCACACCUACAGGAGAAACCUCUGAACAACCAACUAGCAAAACUAGUGAGAGCCCACUUCCUCCUUUCCACACCUCCACCUCCCCUACCGGUGGAAUCACCACCCAGCCAGAGUCAGCCAUCACUGCUACCACAUCCCUGCCUCCACCCAUCUCCAUAGUGUGUCCCUCCACUCCCUGUCCGUAUGAUAGCAUCUGUCUCAAUGGUACCUGCCAGUGUGUGUCUGGGACCUUCCUCUUAGAGGGCCGCUGUGUACAAGCCCAAGUCUUCUCUGGAGACCUGCAUCUCAACCAGGCAUUUCAGGAUGAAAUGAGCAACCGGUCAUCAGUCAUAUUUCAGCAAACAGCAGCCAGUAUCUCAGAGGCACUGAGAAGAGCCUUGGAAAACGAGUCUGGAUACAGCCAAACUGAUGUGGUGUUGCUUAGGCGAGGCAGUGUGAUCGCAACCGUGAACAACGUGUUUAAACUAGGCUCCAGUGCCACCCAGACGUCGACCAAUGGCGCUAUAGAGAAAGCCAUACAAGCCUGUGGUACGACCUGUGGGACUAUACUGGAAAGAGCUACAUUUACCGCCACUGACCUAUGUGAUCAGGCCCCCCAACCGUGUGAUGUCCGCUCUACCACGUGCGAGUACAAAGAAGAUGGAGUGACCAGAUGCUCCUGUAAGGCUGGCUACAUCAACAGCUUCUACUCAAACCAAAGCUGCACAGCCUGUCCCAGUGGUCAAAGGUCAGAGGGAGACACAUGUGUGCCAUGCCCGUUUGGCUACGCUGGAUUCAACUGCACUGACUCGGCUCUGUUGGCAGUGGUGGUCAUCGCCUGUGUACUGGGGGGAGUCCUUCUCAUCAUGCUGCUGGCCUUGUUUGCAUAUUGCUGCUGGUACCGGUCGCAGUCAGUGAAGAAGCCUUCAGCAGAGUUCAGCAGCCCGUACCCUGUGGAGGACUUCCAGGGCCCCUGGUCCACCACCCAGGGCAUCACCCCGAUCCCCCGGGCCAGCACCAACUGGGCUUCAGCCCCCAUGGAGAUGACCGAAGGGGGCAGCACACACCACCUGGUCGACAUGAAACCCCACACCAACGGAGCGGGAUUCCACAUCCUGCCUAAACGGGGGAAGAAGACCGGGUCGUAUGACCUGACCUCAGACAGCAUGAACACGUUCAAGGGGAAGAACCAGUCUCGCUACUCCUACCUGGUGCAGGGCCACGAGAACCCUUACUUCAUACCUGCAGAUGACAGGAGACCCGUAUGAGAACCUCAGCGACGUCUGGAGGCAAGGGCCCGUAUCCACACAGCGUCUCAGAGCAGAAAUGCUGAUCUAGGAUAAUUUUUUUGCCGCCUUAAAUCAUAAUGACUAAAAAAAGGGGAGACCUGAUCCUGGAUCAGCAAUCCUACUCUUAGAUGCUUUAUUAAUAUUUGCUGUUGGGAGGAGAGAAGGAUGGGUUAGAGAGAGGAGGGGAGGCUACAGGGAAGAUAUGGGGGGGGGGGU
Messenger RNA from Oncorhynchus kisutch (coho salmon), 3096 nucleotides. Its product is annotated as mucin-5AC-like. The record is from RefSeq and is a predicted model, not a curated record. Bases 133 to 2859 code for a protein of 908 amino acids. The transcript is spliced from 13 exons. NCBI's taxonomy places the organism in Eukaryota, Metazoa, Chordata, Actinopteri, Salmoniformes, Salmonidae.